Molecule: messenger RNA, 2586 nt
Organism: Carcharodon carcharias (great white shark)
Lineage: Eukaryota; Metazoa; Chordata; Chondrichthyes; Lamniformes; Lamnidae
Product: WD repeat-containing protein 20-like
Exons: 5
Coding region: 53-1780 (575 amino acids)
Molecular function (GO): protein binding
Source: RefSeq, a predicted model, not a curated record
GCCGGGCCGGGCGGUGCGAGCGGCAGCCGCUGUUUUGCGGCUCCGGCUGAAGAUGGCGGCGGAGGGCGGAGGGAAGGAGCUGAACGAGAUCAAGUCGCAGUUCCGGACCCGGGAGGGAGCCUACAAGCUGCUGAGUCUGUCCGAGUACAGCCGCCCGAACCGGGUGCCCCUCAGCGCCACCCAGGGCACCAACCCAGUGCGGGUCUCCAUGGUGAAUGUGCGGGACCAGAGCGGCAGCGGGGACCGCAUCUGCUUCAAUGUGGGCCGCGAACUCUACCUCUACCUGUACCGGGGCCCCAGGAAGGCGGCAGACCUAAGUAAACCCAUUGACAAGCGUAUCUACAAAGGGACGCAGCCGACCUGCCAUGAUUUUAACCAGUUCACUGCCACGCCCGACAGUGUCUCACUUGUAGUCGGCUUCUCCGCAGGACAGGUCCAAUACCUGGAUCCAAUCAAAAAAGAAACCAGCAAGUUGUUCAAUGAAGAGAGAUUCAUCGACAAGACCAAGGUGACCUGCUUGAAGUGGAUGCCAGAGUCCGAGAGCCUCUUCCUGGUCGCCCACACCAGCGGCAACCUCUACCUCUACAAUGUGGAGCAUCCGUGUGGCACCACUGCACCCCACUACCAGCCGCUGAAACAGGGGCCUGGCUUCGCGGUCUACACCUGCAAGAGCAAGUCGAGCCGGAACCCUCUACUGAAGUGGUCGGUCGGCGAGGGCGCCCUCCACGAGUUCGCCUUCGCCCCUGAUGGCAAGCACGUGGCAUGUGCCAGCCAAGACGGCAGCCUGCGGGUCUUCCACUUUGACUCGAUGGAGCUGUACGGCGCGAUGAAGAGCUACUUUGGGGGGCUGCUGUGCGUGUGCUGGAGCCCGGACGGCAGGUACAUCGUGACGGGGGGCGAGGACGACCUGGUGACGGUCUGGUCCUUCUGGGACUGCCGGGUGAUCGCCCGGGGUCACGGUCACAAGUCCUGGGUCAGCGUGGUGGCCUUUGACCCUUACACAAGCAGCGUUGACGACGGAGAGCAGCCCGAGUUCAGCGGCAGCGACGAGGACAUCCAGGAGCACACCCCCUUUGGCCGCAAUCGGACCAACAGCACUUUAUCCAGACUCUCCAAGCACAACUCGACGGACGGACGGGCAACGAACGUGACCUACCGGUUCGGCUCCGUGGGGCAGGACACUCAGUUCUGCCUGUGGGAUUUGACGGAAGACAUUCUGUUCCCCCAUCAGCCCCUCUCGCGAGCUCGGACACACACAAACGUGGUGAACACAGCCGUCCCUGGCUCCCUGAGCUGCGGAAGCCACACUGGUGGCCUCGCGCUGGAGGCCAACGUGGCCAACUCCAUCCCGCACUCUCUGUCCCGGUCAAACAGUCUUCCGCACCCGGCCGUUACGAACACCAACAGCAAGGCCCACACGACGGACGGGGGCGUCCCAUUCAGCAUCAGCAAGUUUGCAACACUGACGCUCCACGAGCGCAAAGAUAAAAGCGCGGAGAAGGACCACAAACGGAACCACAGCAUCGGGCACGUCAUCAGCAAGAGCACCGACAAGCUCAACUUGGUCACGAGAAACAAACUUGACUCUGCAAAGACUUUGGGGACGACUUUGUGUCCCCGCAUGGACGAGGUGCCCUUGCUGGAGCCUCUGGUCUGUAAAAAGAUCGCGCACGAGAGACUAACGGUGUUGAUAUUCCUGGAGGACUGCAUAGUCACUGCUUGCCAAGAAGGCUUCAUUUGCACAUGGGCACGGCCAGGUAAAGUGGUAAUGCUCCUGUGACGUACCCAGGGACAUUUGACUACUUUUAAGGUGCCACGGUCUGCUGUCGGCACAGAAUCAGGCUAAUUCGCCAAGCGGGACCGUGGUGUAGCUAGAGUCUGAUGCAAAAGUACUUUCUGCUGCGUGGGCACAGCCAGUAUAUCGGCACUCGCCCGUCGUUUGUCGGAGCUGCUGAUGCACUGAUGCUCCCGGUUCUGGGAUAAGGAAUCCCCAAACUGCAGCCGUCACUGGGGGAAGAAAACUCCUUUAUUUAUUAAUAGUUUGAAACUAAAUCCCUUGGCGGAGCUUGAACCUCAAAUCACUUCUAAUUUAUGUAACUGUACAGUCUAAAUGUAACCCAGCGAGCAAUGUGGGGAGCUUUAUCAGUGUCUUACUACAGAUAGAUUAUUAUAUAUUGUGUACAUAGACAAAGGAACUAAUUAAGGACAGGGCAAUCAGUGUAAUUCUCAUCACAGUAUCAGGUACAAGCAAAGAGCAAUACAAAUCUCAUGAGCGUCAGAAAUAGGAUUGGGUCAAAAACAGGUCCCAAUUUUUGGAAAUGUUCAUCUCCAAUCUGAUGCGGAAAGAGGAAUUGAGGCCUUGACCGAACAAUACGUCUGCUGUUGUUUGCAGAGCGGGCCAACGGAGCAUUGAUGGUCGCCAUUUUUUUUUAUUUGCACUUAAUUGAGUUGUUCUACCGGAAACUGAGCUGGGAUGCACUACAUUUGGUGGCAUUAGCUCUGGCCAUAAAUAUUGUCUCUGCUGUGAUUUGCAAAUGAUAACAAAUGACUGGUUUCUCCUUUAUUAAAAUAUUUAAAAUAUGUUUC